AUGAAGACUCCAAUCGUCAGUUGGUUCAGCCAGUCGGUGGAUGGUGUCAAUCCCACACAGAUAGCCAUCUACGGUUCGGUAUCGUUCCUCGUCGUCUCGCUGCUUGGUUUGCUGAUUUACAUUACCUGCUCGAAGCGUUACCGACUCAACUGGUACGAAAAGAAUUUGCUGGAAUCGGCCAAGGAGCGUGAAGCGGCACAACGGGGCAGCCACCAGGGACACAUAACCUGCCCAAUUGCGUACAAUGUCGAUGCCGUCGCUGGGACGUCUCGCUAUCUAAAUCGAGCCAACGGUGGAAGCGGUGGGAGCCCCCAGACGCGAGCCGACCAUCCACCGUUCUGGGCGUCGCAGGGCCUUUACCGGAAAAGUGACAGCCGGGGGCAGUUGAUUGACACAUCGGACGAGGAAACGACCGGCGAGGACAGCGGUGAUUCUGCCUGCAGCAGCAGUAGGUCAGUUAUUGCGGCACCCAGCGGUGCGGUGGCCAUCGCCAGCACGGGUAAACAUGUAGUGCUUGUUACGUCAAGCCCGGCCAAACCCACCACCUCGAUGGUGUCUACGGUUGCGGCGACCGCGGGCGGCGGCACGGCCGGUGCGACCAAGGUUGACCAAGCGAAGAUCGAUAUGCUGGACUCCGUCAGCACGUGCAGUACGGUUAGCCGGGACGAGCUGGGCGGUGAGGACGCCCGCGGUGCAAUACAUCUGACACUGAGCUACGAUCCUGCGGCGGGCAUCCUGAACGUGAAGCUGGUCGAGGCCCAGGACCUGCAGCCACAGGACUUUAGCGGGACGGCAGACCCGUACGCCAAGAUAAGGUUGCUGCCGGAUCGGAACAAUAUGUGGCAGACGAGGAUUCACAAGAAAACGCUCAACCCUGUGUUUGAUGAGGAUUUUGUGUUUGAAGUGCGGUCGGCUACGAUCGGCAGGCGAACACUCGAGAUUCUCCUAUUCGACUUUGACGCGUACUCCCGCCACGUCUGCAUCGGUGGCGUACAGUUCCCGCUGGCACAGGUUUGCCUCGCCGAACGGAUAGACAUCUGGCGUCCACUGCUACCGUACACCGAACAGGACAACAAGCAGGAUUUGGGCGACUUGAUGGUGUCGCUAUCAUAUCUACCCGCCGCCGAAAAGCUCACGGUCGUCAUCAUCAAGGCACGCAAUCUGCGCGUCAUCGACGGUACACGAAAUUCCUCCGAUCCGUACGUGAAGGUGUGCCUGUACAAUGCGGAUGGGCGGCGAAUCAAGAAGCGCAAGACGACGGUGGCACGCAAUACGACCGCACCCGUCUACAACGAGGCCCUGACCUUCGACAUUAGUCGCGAAAUGUUGCGAGACUGUUCGAUCGAGUUCCAAGUGCUGCACGACAGUUUGUUGGGCAGGAAUGAAACGCUCGGCCGUGCGACGGUCGGCAGCGGGCCAGAGUUUCGGCAGGAAAACCGAAAGUUCUUCGACGAGUUGUUCCGUACGCGGGCAGCAACCGCCCAGUGGAUAUCGCUGUGCGAGCUGAAGAUGAAAUCCGACGCAGGGUCGAAGAAAAAGUGA
Anopheles marshallii is the source of this 1542-nucleotide messenger RNA. Its product is annotated as synaptotagmin-1. Gene Ontology annotation, biological process: regulation of dopamine secretion; calcium-ion regulated exocytosis; regulation of calcium ion-dependent exocytosis. The record is from RefSeq and is a predicted model, not a curated record. Lineage: Eukaryota; Metazoa; Arthropoda; Insecta; Diptera; Culicidae. Bases 1 to 1542 code for a protein of 513 amino acids. Gene Ontology annotation, molecular function: clathrin binding; phosphatidylserine binding; calcium-dependent phospholipid binding. The transcript has 5 exons.